Messenger RNA from Apodemus sylvaticus (European woodmouse), 3706 nucleotides. RefSeq names its product DnaJ heat shock protein family (Hsp40) member C25 (gene Dnajc25). Gene Ontology annotation, biological process: protein folding. Lineage: Eukaryota; Metazoa; Chordata; Mammalia; Rodentia; Muridae. The transcript is spliced from 4 exons. The coding region runs from base 78 to 1151 and encodes 357 amino acids. The record is from RefSeq and is a predicted model, not a curated record. Gene Ontology annotation, cellular component: endoplasmic reticulum membrane.
UCGGCAGCGGGGCCGUGCCCGGCGCCGAGGAGAGCUGCGGCUGCCGCUGUGCUGGCAGAGCGGCGAGCGAGGCGGGGAUGGCGGCGCGGCUCGCUUCGCGCGGGGGACCCAGGGCUGCCGGCCAGCGCCCAUGGCUGCUGCUGGCGCCGCUGCUGCUAGCCCCGCUGCUGGCGCGGCCCGCCGAGGCCCUGGUGGAAGGACUGUACUGCGGCACGCGCGACUGCUACGAGGUGCUGGGCGUGAGCCGCUCGGCCAGCAAGGCGGAGAUCGCGCGGGCCUACCGCCAGCUGGCCCGGCGCUACCACCCCGAUCGCUACCGGCCCGAGCCCGGGGACGGCCCCGGGGGCGCGCCGCCGAGCGCUGAGGCUUUCCUGCUAGUGGCGACCGCCUACGAGACGCUCAAGGAUGAAGAGACGCGGAAGGAUUAUGACUACAUGCUGGACCACCCGGAAGAGUACUAUAGCCAUUACUACCACUACUACAGCAGGCGCCUCGCCCCAAAAGUGGAUGUCAGGGUGGUGAUUUUGGUCAGCGUGUGUGCCAUUUCAAUGUUUCAGUAUUUCAGCUGGUGGAAUAGCUACAAUAAAGCAAUCAGCUACCUAGCCACAGUGCCCAAGUACCGCAUCCAGGCAACAGAAAUCGCGAAGGAGCAGGGACUGCUCAAAAAAGCCAAAGAAAAAGGGAAAAACAAGAAGUCCAAAGAAGAAAUCCGUGACGAGGAGGAGAACAUCAUAAAGAACAUUAUAAAAAGUAAAAUAGACAUAAAGGGAGGCUACCAGAAACCUCAAGUUCGGGACCUCCUCUUGUUUCAAGUCAUCCUCGCCCCUGUUCAUCUGUGCUCGUACAUAGCCUGGUAUUGCCGGUGGGUCUACAACUUUAACAUCAAAGGCAAAGAGUACGGGGAGGAGGAGAGACUCUACAUCAUCCGGAAAUCUAUGAAGAUGUCUCAGUCUCAGUUUGACAGCCUGGAGGACCAUCAGAAAGAGAUGUUUCUCAAGCGGGAGCUUUGGAUAAAGGAGAAUUAUGAGGUCUACAAGCAGGAACAAGAGGAAGAAUUAAAGAAAAAAUUGGCAAAUGACCCCCGGUGGAAGCGGUACCGCAGGUGGAUGAAGAACGAGGGGCCUGGCCGGCUGACCUUUGUGGACGACUGAAGACGCCGCGCCAGGCUCGGCUGUGACGUCGCUUGCACGGCAGUUAUUUGGAAAUGUGUCUGCUGCUCUCAGCAGCAUCUAGCGUUCACAAGUGUAUGAUUAAACAGAAUAAUGUAGAAAUUUCAACUUUCCCUUAAAACUUUAUACUGAAGACAUUUAUGAUGGUUCAAUUUUUAUAAUCUAUUUGUGGAUUUUGUUUAAAAAUAUUGACAUGGGGACUUAUUAGUUACCAUUUAAAAUUUUAUAUGUUUAGUUAAAUUUGACAUGAAAUUUAUUAGAUGCCAUUUAAAACUUCUGUGUGAAGUGUUUCUUCUUCAAGAGUGUUUGCUUAUGUUUUCAUAAUGCUACAUUUUCCUCCUUUCCUGGUCUCUAUUUUUACAAAAAACAACUAACAGAACAGUUACAACAGCACUUGAUCAGAUUAUUGUGUCUUUCUGGACACAGUUUCUCCGGGAGAAUCACUCAGUACCAUACUGUCCUUACUGUAGCCCUUACAGGUUUGAGUAUAUUCAACGUAUUCUCUAGGAGAGUAUUCCAGAACCUCUGCAGUUCCUGCCCAGUGAUGCUACUCGUGAUAAGAUCAGAAACUCUCCAGGAGAGUGAGUCACAUCAUGUCCUUCUGGGAUGUUUUCAAUUACAGUCUCAUUAUAGGACUGUUUCUCAAACAUUUCUGCAGAGGGGACCUUGUGAAAAGGUCUUUUAUACCACCGUCUUGCUGCCUCCCUCCCUCUUCCCUCUCCCUUUCUCUUUUUCUCUCUCUGUCUCUCUUCCUUCCCUCCCUCCCUCUCCCCCUUUAUGUGCAUUUGUGCCAGAGAGAAGACAGGCGUGGCUACGUUGCUCCCACCCUCUAGGGUAUAAGUGUGUCUUUAUACCUAUGGAAAUGAACAUAAAUGGCAGAAUAACUGAGUCAAACCUGAUACUUAUCAAAGUACCAUAUACACUCAUACCCAGUGCUCCUGUUCAAGAUCUACCCUACUGCUUCAUAUUAAUAAAAUGGUUGUGAUACAGCUUGCUGCCUGGUAGGCUAUAUGAAGAUUAACAUAUUGCUUUUGUAGCAUAUACUUGUAAAGAUUAGUAUGACAUAUAAAUCUGAAGGAUUUACUUCUAAGUGAAGUAAAUUGAUCCUUUUAAAAGCUCAGCCCAGGGACCAGAUAGCUUGGUUGGUAAAGUGCUUCCUUACAAACAAUGGGGACUGAAUUUGUAAACACCUCCCCCCUUCUCAUGUAAAAUAUACCAGACAAUGGUGCCAGCUCAAACUGAGCCUGUCUCAGAAAACAAGGUGGAGAACACCUGAAAAUGAGAACCAAGCGUGUACUCUGCCCCCCACACUUGUAUAUCUACACACACACAUACACACACACACACACACACACACACACAGAGGCACACAAAGCUCAGCCCAAAUUACAUCCAUGAGUCCAUCCUUGCCAAUUAGCCAGAAGACUUGCAGUUAUUUUAAUGUGAAUGAACAAUUUCAAUUGCUAAUUACAAGGAUAGAAUUUGACCAGGCUGUCAGUGGGGCUCUUUGUAGCUCUGGGUUUCUGAAAUAAUAUAAUUUUUAGAGUUCUGUAAACUUUAGUUGGAAAUGUUUGUGUGUUCAUUAUUCUUUCGGGUUGUGGAGAAUCAUAGAGUUAGCACCUGUUGCUCAUUAUUAUCUAAGAACAAAUUUAUGUCAUAGGGACCAGAAAGAAAUACCAGUGCCUCACCAUUUUCCAAAUGUCUCUGAUUGCCUGUAUUUUUCUAGGUUCAUUUCUGGUACUCUGACAAACAUCAUGACAGAAAGCAGUAGAAGGAGGAAAGGGUUUCUGUGGCUUACAGUUGCAGGUCACAGUCCAUCAUUCUAGUGAGAGGCGGAAACUCAAACAGCUUGUAGUAUCAUUCCCACACCAGCAAGGAAAGAUAUGUGUGUCUUUGCCUCUCUCGUUGUCCAGCAUUUCUUUCCUUGCUAGGGGAUGGUGCUGCCUGCAGCUGGCUGGGGCUUCCUAUGUCACUAAAUUAUCAAGGCCAUCCCCCAGACAGGCCCACCUCAAUGAGGUCCUGUUCACAGUUGAUUUGAAGUCAUCAGGUUGACAGUAAAGACUGACUCGAACACCUUUUGUAAGGAGAAGAGAGAUGUUCAGCCAAUGGAGACUCUAUGUAUCUCUGGAUAUUCUUUUGUCUGUCUUUUUUUUUUACUUCUGUAUUCUGUUUCUAGAAUUGUCUGCUAAAGGCUGCUUAUGUGGGAGCUUGGGCAUGGUCAUUUCGUGAAUCAAAGUGGACUCUUAAUAGAAAGAUGGUGGGUUUCCCCUUCCCUCUGUUCACUGUGCUUCAGAUUCUCAGGAUGAAGGAAAGGCCAUUGCUUGCAGCAGUCACUGCACUUCACCUUAGUCUUCCACCAAAAUCUCUUCAUUUUAGAGACAUCCAAGAAGACUUGAGGCCCUUACAGCCCUGUUAGUGCAGGGAGGGGGCUGUCAGAGCGUGACUGUUCAUUGCUGCUUAUUUCUCAUCAGUUCUUGUAAUUGAAGUCUUCAAAAUUACCAUGUGGGUUUUAUUCAUAUAAAUGCCUUCCUUACAGA